Molecule: messenger RNA, 2442 nt
Organism: Thamnophis elegans (Western terrestrial garter snake)
Lineage: Eukaryota; Metazoa; Chordata; Lepidosauria; Squamata; Natricidae
Product: protocadherin gamma-B5-like
Exons: 4
Coding region: 1-2442 (813 amino acids)
Biological process (GO): homophilic cell-cell adhesion
Cellular component (GO): plasma membrane
Molecular function (GO): calcium ion binding
Source: RefSeq, a predicted model, not a curated record
AUGAGGAAGAGUAUGGAUACAUUAGGAACAUCUACUGACAAUAGGAGUCUUGGAUCAGCCUUCUAUUCUUCUGCAGCUCAGGUUCAGUACUCACUUCCAGAGGAAAUGGAAAAAAAUUCCUUUGUGGGGAACCUUGCUAAAGAUUUAGAGCUGGAUGUCGAACAGUUACCAAAAUGCAAACUUGCUGUCUCUUCAGAAAAACAGUAUUUUGCUUUCAAUGAGCGAAAUGGUGAUCUAUAUGUGAAUGACAGGAUAGAUCGGGAAAAAAUAUGUGGAAACUCACCUAUUUGUAUGCUGCAGUUAGAAGUUGUGGCACAUAAUCCUUUAAAUAUUUUCCACAUAAAAGUUUUCAUCCUAGAUAUUAAUGAUAAUGCCCCAUAUUUCAGAAAGAAAAAUAUCAGUCUCAAUUUGAGUGAGUCUCAUUUGCCAGGAGCUCGAUUUGCUCUGGGAAAUGCUGAAGACGAGGACAUUGGAAUCAACGCCCUUCAAGAUUAUCAUUUGAGCUCAACCCCGUAUUUCAAGCUAGAAGUUCAAGAGAGGAAAGAUGGUGGCAAAUAUGCAGAAUUAAUUUUGCAAAAGUCAUUGGACAGGGAGAAAGAGCACACACACCACUUGAUUCUUACAGCUUCAGAUGGAGGACGUCCAGUGAAAACUGGGACUCUUAAUAUAGAAGUCAAUGUUAUUGACAUAAAUGACAAUCCACCAGUCUUCUCCCAGGCAACUUACAAAACAAGUCUGAAAGAGAAUACACCAAGAGGGACUUCUGUGCUUCAAGUGAAAGCAUCUGAUAGUGAUGAAGGGUCAAAUGCUGAGAUAUCUUAUAUUUUCUGGGAAAAUCCAGAAAACGUGAAUCAGAAAUUUAUUUUGGAUCCCACCGAUGGAACAAUUUAUCUUAAGGAAAGUGUUGAUUUUGAAGACAAAGGAAGUUAUAUGAUGAUAAUACGGGCAAAUGAUGGAGGUGAACUAUUUGCACAUUGCAAUGUAGAGAUUGAGGUUCUUGAUGAGAAUGACAAUGCCCCAGAAGUAAUUAUUACAUCUCUAUCCAGCCUCAUUCUUGAAGAUACUCUACCUGGAGCAGUGGUUGCUCUCAUCAAAGUCCAUGACAGAGAUUCUGGACUUAAUGGGGAAGUCACCUGUUACCUAAGAGAAACGGUACCUUUCCAGGUGGUCUCAUCAUCAGAUAACUACUUCAAACUCCUCACAGAUGGCCCCCUUGACAGAGAAAAAACACCAGUGUAUAACUUAACAAUUACAGCCACAGACCAAGGCAUACCUCCUCUUUCCACAGAUAAAACCAUCUCAAUACCAAUUUCGGAUAUCAAUGAUAACCCUCCGGCAUUUGAAAAGCCUUCCUAUGUUGCCUACAUUCCUGAGAACAACCCAUCCGGAAUGUCUAUUUUCCAGGUUAAGGCUUUUGACCCAGAUCUGGAUCGUAACGCCCAAAUCAUCUACUCCAUUCUCAACAGCAACCUCAAGGACCUGCCUCUCUCCUCCUAUGUUUCCAUUAACUCUGAGACAGGAACUCUCUACGCUCAACGAUCUUUUGACUAUGAGCAGCUCAAAGACUUCCAGCUGCAAGUGCAAGCCCAGGAUGAAGGCUCUCCAUCUCUCAAUAACAGUGCCACAGUCAAAGUGUUUGUAGUGGAUCAGAAUGAUAAUAUUCCCCAGAUCCUGUAUCCUUCCCAAACAACUCAGGGUUCAUCAUUGUUCGAGAUGGUGCCUCGCUCAGCCGAUUCGGGUUAUUUGGUGACAAAAGUUGUGGCUGUGGAUGCUGACUCUGGACAUAAUGCCUGGCUCUCUUUUCAUCUCCUGCAGGCCACAGAGCCCUCGCUCUUCAUCAUCAGCUCCCACACAGGAGAGAUCCAAACAGCUCGAGCGUUAGUUGACAGAGACAUUACCAAGCAGAGGCUGGUCAUCAUGGUGAGGGAUAACGGACAGCCACCUCUCUCGGCCACCACUAGUCUCAACCUUGUCUUUGCUCAGAACUUCCAGGAGGCUCUUCCUGAAAUGAAUGCCCAACCUAGUAACUCAGAAGAUCAGUCCAAGGUCCAGUUUUACUUAGUUCUGACUUUGACUUUGGUAUCCUUUCUGUUCCUGGUGGCAGUGAUUUUGGCCAUUAUUACGAAACUUCAAGGAUCAAGGAACCCCACUUUUUUUCAGUGCUUCAUUCCCGAUUCUCAUUCAAAGACUGGUACUGUAUUUCCUCCAAAUUAUGAAGAUGGGACUUUGCCUUAUUCUUAUCAGAUCUGUUUAUCCAGUGAGUCCAGGAGAAAUGAACUGACUUUUCUGCAACCCAAUGUCCAAAUAGUGGAGGAUAUUCUUUGCAAGGAUAAACGUGAUACCUCUGUUAUGGUCAGCGAAGGUAACAUUUUUGAUUCUGGAAAGGGCAUGAAUAUAGCACCAUUAGAAUUUGUUAUAAGAAAAAUGGUCUUAAUAACUUGA